AUGUCGAUAUCAUACACUAUCCCUAACCUUAACUCUCUUCGACGAGGCCGAGGUCGUGGCCGUGGAAUCGGUCGCUCGACUGACAAUGGCUCAGACUCGCGCCCAUCAGCCAAGGACCGCAUCGUGCAGGGCACCGACAAUGACGCCAGCGUCUCCAGGCUGAGCGCCGUUGACUUGGGCUAUCUCACAGACGCGUACGCGACGGCACUGACACCGCGCGGGUCUGCGACAAGGAGAUUCCCAAUUAUCAACAGAGGAACAUAUGUUCGCACAACAGCAAUCGACCAGCUCGUCACACACUUUCUAGGCCCCUAUACACCCGAACAAACCCAAACGAAGCGUAAACAGAUCAUCUCGCUCGGAGCCGGCUCCGACACGCGAGUCUUUCGAAUCCUCUCCUCGCGCCAACCAUCCGAUCUCGUCUACCAUGAAAUCGACUUUGCCGUAAACACUGCCUCGAAGAUCCAGGCUAUUCGAUCAACACCGAAAUUACGACAAGCGCUAGGAAUCGACACGCCGGAUGCCGAAGUGUCGAUUUCGGAAACGGGCGAUGCAUUACACUCGCCUUCAUAUCACAUUCACCCGGUUGACCUCCGAUCACUUUCAGCAAACACUGGCAGUGACCUCUCUACUAUACUACCUGGCGUAGAGAGAGGACUUCCUACGCUUCUGGUAUCCGAAUGCUGCCUGAUCUAUCUCUCUCCGAGCGAGGCAGAGCAAGUAGUCAAGUUCUUCACCGAACAUCUAUUCCAAUCCCAACCCGCUACUCCGCUAGGUCUGGUCCUUUACGAACCAAUUCGUCCCGACGAUGCUUUUGGCCGAACAAUGGUCUCGAAUCUCGCGACGCGGGGCAUUCAGCUUCAAACUUUGCACAAAUAUGCAUCGUUGGAAGCGCAGCGGUGUCGAUUGAAGGAACAAGGAUUCGGCGACGGACAGGCGGGUGCGGAUAUCGAAUUUAUCUGGAAGAAUUGGAUCUGUGAAGCGGAGAAGGAGCGGGUUGCAGGCCUGGAAAUGCUGGAUGAGAUGGAAGAAUGGCAACUCCUUGCUCGUCAUUAUUGUAUUGCUUGGGGGUGGAGAGAUGGGAGCGAUACUUCGGUUUUCCAAGGUUGGACUUCACUCAAGGCUCAGUUGGAAUGA
Molecule: messenger RNA, 1137 nt
Organism: Penicillium manginii
Lineage: Eukaryota; Fungi; Ascomycota; Eurotiomycetes; Eurotiales; Aspergillaceae
Gene: ppm1
Product: protein C-terminal leucine carboxyl O-methyltransferase ppm1
Exons: 3
Coding region: 1-1137 (378 amino acids)
Biological process (GO): C-terminal protein methylation
Molecular function (GO): protein C-terminal leucine carboxyl O-methyltransferase activity
Source: RefSeq, a predicted model, not a curated record